This is a messenger RNA of Vicia villosa (hairy vetch), 876 nucleotides long. RefSeq names its product probable phospholipid hydroperoxide glutathione peroxidase. Gene Ontology annotation, molecular function: glutathione peroxidase activity. The transcript has 7 exons. Lineage: Eukaryota; Viridiplantae; Streptophyta; Magnoliopsida; Fabales; Fabaceae. The record is from RefSeq and is a predicted model, not a curated record. Gene Ontology annotation, cellular component: cytosol. The coding region runs from base 28 to 615 and encodes 195 amino acids. Gene Ontology annotation, biological process: response to oxidative stress.
AAUAGAAUAUUGUGAAUAAAUUGAUCAAUGGACGCGCAGUUGACUCUGUGGAACUUGCUUCCUCUUCUUGUUCUUCUCUUUGCGUUUUACUUCUUCUUCUUUCGCAGAUCAAACAUGGCUGAAAAUUCCUCCAAAUCCAUCUAUGAUUUCACUGUCAAGGAUAUUCGUGGAAAUGAUGUGAGUCUCAGUGAGUACAGUGGGAAGGUUUUACUUGUUGUCAAUGUUGCUUCACAAUGUGGUUUGACACAAACAAAUUACAAAGAGUUGAAUGAGUUAUACGAGAAGCACAAGAAUAGUGGGUUUGAAAUCUUGGCAUUUCCAUGCAACCAGUUUCGUUCACAGGAACCAGGAACCAGUGAAGAAAUUCAGAAUGUUGUCUGCACAAGGUUCAAAGCCGAAUUUCCAAUUUUUGAAAAGGUUGAAGUCAAUGGAAAGAAUGCAGAUCCACUUUACAAGUUUUUGAAGGAUCAGAAAGGUGGAAUAUUUGGAGAUGGCAUCAAGUGGAACUUCACCAAAUUCUUGGUAAACAAAGAAGGGAAGGUUGUCGAGAGAUAUGCUCCUACCACUUCUCCUCUGAAAAUCGAGAAGGACAUCACCAAACUUUUACAGUCUUGAGUACUAAACUCGUAUGUUUCAGAGGACAUGGAGAAUCUGUUUGAUGCCUUCAUAGGACAAGGAACUUCACUAAAGCUUCUGCUAUUUAUCCCUAGUUAAUUUAUGGCCUAAAAUAUUAUUAUUAUUAUUAUUAUGUUUGUGUGUCUGGAUUAUGGAUUAUGCAAUAAGCACAAUUUGUUAGUUUUACUCUCUUAUCAAAAUUACAUAAUAAUGUAUCAGAAUGUUUGUUACUUUAUUUCAUAUGGCUCAUUAUUUGAUUGA